AUGCCUCCAAAACUGCUGCAGGUCGGCGUGUCAUCUGUCCAUGCUCUGGCAAAACGUUUGAAUCUGCUGGCUGCGAUAUUUGGCCACGCCCCAGCUGCCUAUUCCAAAAGAGUCCAUGCUCCCCUGCUCCCAUCUCGUGGUCUUUGCCUGCCUGUUGUCUCGGAUUUCGGAACAACUGGAUUCAACGACACGUCCCUCUUCUCUCUUCGAACCGAUCCCUUGCAUUCCUCAUUCUUCUUCCGCGACGAGCUCCUCAUAGAUGACCUUCCCUGGAAAUCACCUAGGCCAUGA
Molecule: messenger RNA, 291 nt
Organism: Sodiomyces alkalinus F11
Lineage: Eukaryota; Fungi; Ascomycota; Sordariomycetes; Glomerellales; Plectosphaerellaceae
Exons: 3
Coding region: 1-291 (96 amino acids)
Source: RefSeq, a predicted model, not a curated record